Molecule: messenger RNA, 4796 nt
Organism: Haemorhous mexicanus (house finch)
Lineage: Eukaryota; Metazoa; Chordata; Aves; Passeriformes; Fringillidae
Gene: ZC3H6
Product: zinc finger CCCH-type containing 6
Exons: 12
Coding region: 570-3878 (1102 amino acids)
Biological process (GO): negative regulation of DNA-templated transcription
Cellular component (GO): nucleus
Molecular function (GO): metal ion binding; RNA binding
Source: RefSeq, a predicted model, not a curated record
CGGGCCGCGGGCGCUGAGCGAGCGUGUGCGGGCAAAGCGCCGGGGGCCGCUGCCGCCGCUGCUGCUGCCGCCGUUCUCCUCCUCCUCCUUCUCUUCCCUCAGCCGCCGCCGCCAUUUUGUGCGAGUGCCUCGCGCGGGCGCCAUGUUUGUAAGGAAGAAUUAGGGCCGCCAUCUCCGGCCAGCAGCACCUCCCUCCCCCCGUGUGUGUGUCCUCCCGCUCUCCUGUGCCCCGGGGCUGCCGCUCGAGCCGCCGCCGCCGCCACCGCCUCCCCGCAGCGCCCGCGCGGGGCGGCCGGGCCCGGGCGCUGAGUGCCCGUUAGUGUCUCACUAAGUAACCGGAAGAUGGAGAGCUGGAAGAUGGGGAAAUAGAUGAUGCAGCCUAUGAGGAUGUGAAGGAACAUGGUUCCAAAGGGGAGGAUAAACAGAAAAAUGAGAAAGGCCACCGGAAAUCCCGGAAAAAACGCAAAAAAGAGAAGGAAAAGAAAAAAUCCAAAAGGAGAAGACGGGACAAGCAUAAGCAUAACUCCCCAUCCAGCGAUGACAGCUCCGACUACAGCCACGACUCCGACAUGGAGCGCACGGAAAGGCCCCACAAGAAAAGCAGCAGCUCUUCCUACCGGGAUUAUGAUUCCUCCUUCAGUCAGCAUGGACACGUGUCAGGGAAUUACAUGAGUUCCCAGAAAAUGCAGCAUAAAAAAAAUGUCAAAAGUAAGGAAUAUGACAACUACAGUCAUUACAGUGAUGAAAACUUUGGCAAUUACAACGAGGAGGAAAAGGAUGAGGAUUUUGCUGACCAGCUCAAACAGUACAGACAAGCUAAAGAGACUUCCAGUGGGGAUUUGGGACCUCCAUUCCCAAAGGAACCAGUGAAGAAACAGGGCAUGAAAGGGAUCCAGAAAGGUUAUUCCUGUUUUCCAGGCAUUUCCCAACGAGGGAACAACUACAAUGUUGGAAGAGGGCGUGGAAUGCAAAAGAAACUGAAGCGCAAAGAUCGUGGCAGGGGCAGAGGUGGCAAUAAAGGAUCUGAUGGCUUCCAUGAGGAUGGCAAACCAGUGAAGAAAUGGGUUAAUAUGAGCCAGGAGUUCAUCAACCAGCACACAGUGGAGCACAAGGGCAAACAGAUCUGUAAAUACUUCCUUGAAGGGAGGUGCAUUAAGGGAGAACAAUGUAAAUUUGAUCAUGAUGCAGAGAUUGAAAAGAAAAAGGAAAUCUGUAAGUUUUACAUCCAGGGUUACUGCACCAAAGGAGAGAACUGCAUUUAUUUGCACAAUGAAUUCCCCUGCAAGUUCUACCACACAGGAGCAAAGUGUUAUCAAGGAGAUAAAUGCAAAUUCUCUCACGCGCCCCUGACUGCAGAAACCAAGGAGCUGUUGGAUAAGGUUUUGAAUAAUGAGGAGGAACCCCAAAAUGAAGAUGAGAAGGAGCUGGAGGAACUCCGGAAGCGGGGCAUUGUUCCUCUUCCCAAACCCCCGCCGGGGGUCGGUCUCCUGCCAACCCCUCCGGAGCAAUAUCCCUUCUCCGAGUCUGACAUGGAAAAUUACCAAGAUCCUUCAGGAGAUUAUAAGAAAAUCCCAUCUCUUUUUGAAAUCGUUGUGAAGCCCACUGUGGAUUUGGCACACAAAAUUGGGAAGAAGCCACCAACCUUCUACAACAGCGCGUCACCCCCGCGGCCGCCGUUCCAGGGCAACGACCCACAUUCCCAGCACAUGUACAAUCCAGGCUCGAGUCCAGGGCCAGGUCCUGGCAUGUCCCAAGGACACAACGGGCCCCCGAUGCACCCCGGUUCUCCUGGGCACCAUCCCUGCGGAGGCCCCCAAGGGCCGGGAAUGCCGCAGAGCCCCCCCAUGCAGGGCGUUCCUCCAGGGUACAUGGGCCCGCAGAACCAGACUGGAAUGCCCAUGCAGGGGCAGCAGGGUGGGCCACCCCUCACCCCACCGGGGAUGGGAGGAUCCUACAAUUCCCCUGGAGUGCAGGGACACAUGGUGAACAUGCCAAGGGACAACCACUGCCCCCCGGGGCCACAGUACCAGCAGAUGCCUGGCGAGUACGAGCCCAUGCAGAACCCGGCUGACUUCUACGACAACUAUUAUUCCCACCAAGCUGUACACAACUUCCAGCCAGCCAAUAAUUCUGGAGAUGGAGCAUGGCACGGAGAAUUUACGGAUCACCAGGCUCACCUCAUGGCUCCGGAGUCCCAUCCAGGCGGGAGCGAGUCGGACUGCAUGGGUGGCCACAUGGGCCACAACCAGGGCAUCAACGUGCCCGAUUUCCUGCCGGCCAUGCAGAAGGCCCUGUAUGUGAGGCUCAGCCAGAAGCACCAGCGGGAUGGAGACUCUGCCAGCAGCCAGGGCCAGAGGGCCAUGAGCAAAGAUGAAGAUGACAAUGUCAACUGGUAUUCCAGUAGUGAGGAAGAAGAGGGAAGCAGUGUUAAAUCAAUCCUCAAAACCUUAAAGAAACAAAGUGAAAACUUUAGGAAUCGGCAACAACAUUCCACGGAGCAGCACAUGCUUGGGAUGCCAACGGAUCCCAGGCUGGCAAAAGACAAAGGUGUGGGGCCUCAGGCUGCUGACCCGAGACUCCGGGCCUCUCCAAGGCCCAAUCCCAGGAAGCCUUCGGAGUCGGCAUCCCUGGAUCCCCGGCUGGCCCGCGAUCCACGGAUGCACAAGGUCAGCGAGGGCGGCCAUCCCGGCCCCUCCCUGGCUGGGGCCAAGCUGGAUUUGCACCACGCCCACGCCGGAGUGAAGGUCAAGCAGAAAGGGCUGGAUGAUGACGAGGAGGACUCGGAGAGGGAGCUGAGGGAACGAGCUUUCCUCAUUCCCUUGGAACCUCUGCCGGGCGUCACGUUACGGGAUCCCCGCUCCCAGCUGCGGCAGUUCAGCCACAUUAAGAUGGAUGUGACCCUGAUGAAACCCAACUUUGCCAAACACAUUGUGUGGGCCCCCGAGGACUUGCUCCCAAUCCCUCUGCCUAAACCCGACCCCGUCUCUUCCAUCAAUUUACCUCUCCCUCCACUCAUUGCUGACCAGAGACUGAAUAAACUGCGGAAUUUGAAGAACGAUCCACACCCCAGUGCGAUGCCAGCUGAUCCCCGGCUCGCUGCCAAGGCCAAAAACAGCCUUGUGGGCCGGGGUGGCUACUUGGAUCCACCCACAGAUUCCCAUGCCAGUAGCUCCAGCAAACUGGGGGAUCCUCGCUUGCAAAAGAACGUUGAUCCCAGACUCCACAGACUGUCGAGUGCAGACGCUCACCACGGAGUCGGGAAGGAUUCCCACCCUCCCAAGUUUGACCCCCGGCUCGCCAGAGCUGCUGCCAGCUCAUCCCAGCCCUCGGAAGCCACGACUCCGAAAUCCGACCCCGAUGCUCUGCCUCCCUAUGCGCCCAAAUUAUCAUCCAGUGGCGUUAGGCUGGGAAGUCCCGGCUCCAUCCUGAGCGGGAUCAGUUUGUAUGAUCCCAGGGAUCACAGCUCAUCCUCGGACACGGCUCCAGCCAGUUCGGGAGAGAAUGGAGAGAACCAGAAAAAAAGCAUUUUGAAAAAUUCCAGUAAAAAUGAGCCGAGUCUUGCGGAAGAUGCGUCGCAGCAGAAGGCUGCCUCCAACACGGAAAAACCCACGGAAGGAUCAGCAGAAGCUGCUUCAGACAAGGCAAACAGCACCAGUAAAUCUCAGGCUAAACACUCCAGCGCUGCCCCUGCCGUCCAUAAUCUCCCAAUCCAGGCUCUGUCGGGGUUAAUCCGGCCACAGUACAGUGACCCCAGGCAGGUGAGGCAGCCCGGACAGGUAACGCAGGCCCCGGAGAGCGAUCCCAACGGGGAGUCGGAUGAUAAAUCCUUAAAAGAUGUUUUCAAGACUUUCGAUCCAACUGCUUCCCCUUUUUGUUAGCAGAUGGCUUUGGAGUCUUUUUACCGUUGUGGGUAUUGCAGUUCUCUGCUGUUUUGUACCUGGGUUACCUCUUUUGGCUUUAUUUAUUUUUAAAUUAUAAUUCCCACCACUUUUCAGCUGCUAAUCUCCGAACCACACGCAGUUCUCCAGUACGCUCGAGUGUUUGCAAAGCUGUGGUAUUUUCUAGAGAAUCCUUUUUCUUUCCAAUUUCAGGGAGACUAAUAAUUGACCUGUAGAAAGGAAACCAAUCCCCCCGGAUCAUGUUAGAGCUGAGAAAAGCACUUUCAUUGUAAAUAAGUCAUGGAAAAUUCCCAGAGCUGUAUAUGUGUGAGCUGCCUCUUUCCCAACCACCACUUAGAUCCGAUUGCCACAUUUGUAUAGAUCCAAGCAAUAUUAUGUACAUGAAUUCCCAGGAGAGAUGCCGUUCCAGGACUGCCAAACCCCUGAACUGAUGGAUAACCUCACGGAAAUUAAUUCAAAGGAAAGCGUCGCUCCUCCUUUUCCAAUGAGUUGAUGUAAGACACGGACAGUUUUUAUUCCUGCAGUCAAUAUUAGUGUAAAAGAGACUAUAUCACAUAUUGAGGAUGAAAAAUGUCAUAUCUUUUAAAAGUAUUUUAUUCUAUGCUGUACAUAGAAGAAAUUGUGAAGUACAUAACUAGCAAAAGUAACUGUUCGAAGUGGAGAAAACUACAUUGUCUAAUACGGAAAAAAAAAAGGUUUUUAUUUAAUUUUUUUCCACGCCUACACGAUUGGGAUUUAGUGCUCCGAGUUCCAUUGUGGUGUUCAUGUAUUUCAACGUAUUUUUGUAUUCAGCUGCUUAAUUUGUAUUGCUUUUUUUGUAUGGCUGUAACUGCAGUACUUGUAUUCAUGGUGUCUCGACGACAUUUUUAACAAAACAAUUAAAAAGGGUACAGUUAA